AUCGAGGUGGUCGUUGACGUUGUUCCGCGUUGUGACAUUUCGCAUUAUUCGACGUGGAAUGCAAGUUAUAAGAUAGUGCUCGGCACCAUGGUGAAACAUCAGAUUCUACUGUUUGUUUGACAUGUCGAGAUCAACGACACGUGCCGUCUAUCGAACGCUGUGCAUCGUCGUCAAGUGAUCACUCAACUCAGAAAAAUGCACAAGAUUAUUCACAACGGCAUCUUCAUCGCCGCGGUCGUCCUGUGCUCGUUUACUGGACGUACCUUGGCUUCUUAUUGUUAUCCGGAUUACUGUCAGAAUCUGACUCACUUGGAGCCAAUACCGGGUUUCCAAUGCGUACUAACGAAAGUGCAAAAGGGGGAAGAUUGUACAAAGCUGAAAUUUGAGAAUACCGAUGUGAAGUCGUCCAAGCGAGAUUAUCGGACAAUUUUCGUGUUAAAGGCGUAUGUAAUAGACUUCGGCGAUUUCUAUGGAAGAACGACUGCGUUUAAUUUAUCGGUCUCGGAUAUCAAUUUUCAUAGGUUAAUCACGCGUUAUCAAAAUAUCCUCAACAAGCGCGAGAGCGCGUGUAGACGGAUAGAGUUGUAUGGGAACGCCAGCCAUCCCGCGCCCAAGGAAUUACACGUGUCUUGCCCGUUCUCUGAGGACACGUACGAGGGCUCCUCGUAUAGUUUGGAGUAUCUUGCGAUCGGGGAUAAUUAUGCGUACACUGGAACGUACGUAUUCUACGUGCCGCGGCACGAGCAUUUCGGUACUCCGGACAUCCAAGUCAAGACGUUCACGCCCUUCGUGUACAUUGACAUCACGGAUCUGUCAGAUCUGUCGUUUUACAUACAACCGCUCCCGCCGAAGUACAACGUGACGGAGUACAGGGCGUGGGUGAUCAACAACGACACGAGGUCGAUCGUUCUCGACACGAUUAUUCCCGCGAGCCGAAACCUCGAAAACAUUCGGUAUAAAUUCUCGGCGCCGGACGGCGUCUAUUUCGUCAGCGUCGCGGUUUUGCAUCCCGAAUGCGACAAAUACGGAUGCGCGAACAGCACGACGCCAUACAUACACAUAAAACAUGUGUCCGAUAAACUGCUGAUUAUGAUAAUCAGCUUAAUAUGGAUACCACCUGUGCUGUUGUACGCGCUGUAUCACGCGUCCAAACUCUACAGAAAGAAGGUUUUAAAGAGAAUGGCAACAAAGCCGAAUUGCUUGCUGGUGUACUCUCCGACGCAUCCAUCACAUGUGAAUGUAAUGGCGGAGUUGACCAAGUAUCUGCAAUGCUGUAGCAUCAAUGCCAUGAUCGACAUUUUCGAUAUUCCAAAAACUGCCAGCAAAGACCCAGGGCUCUGGUGCAAUACCGCGUUUCAAAUCGCGGACGUUGUGCUGAUCGCGACGUCUCCGCCGACAUUCGCGAAAGCCGACGCGACGAUUAUUUAUCGAAACGUAGACAACCACCUGUUGCGACUGCUGAAGGAGAAUUAUCCGCGAAGAAACAAGAGGUACUACGCGAUACAUCUGCCAUACUGCAAACCGGACCAUAUACCGGAGGAGGCGCGGCACUUUAAAAAGUUUUGCAUACCCAAGAAUUUAAUGAGACUUGUGAAAACGAUCUAUGGUAUUUCCUGUCUCCGAUUGAUCACGUCAUCGAAUGAAUCACUGUUGGAGAGUAUCAAGCUCGCCACAAUGAAGAUCUCCGAGGACGAGUCCAAUGCGAUGAAGAACACCGAGGAGACCGACGAUUUGUUACCACUGAAUGUUGUACAAGAGACAAAAGGGAACGCCGAUCCACGUAUCGAAGAACGCCCGCCAGACAUACUGAACGGCGACAUCAUACCUCAAUCUUUCACAACACGUAUCGACGAACUGAAUUUACUCGGUGAGACUGAUGAAAAUAAGUCCUUUGUCAUCAAUUCUGCGAAAAAUGACUGUGAGUUCCGCAUAGAUAAGCUAAAUUUGUAAUUUUUUUCUUUUCUUUGUACGAACAACUCACAUAAGAAAUUGAUUUUCUUAUCAUUUUCUAUUUUGUGUUUGAUUUUGUAUGCGACGAUAGUUGAUUAGAAUAUAAAAAUAAUUUUUUUAUAAA
Messenger RNA from Pogonomyrmex barbatus (red harvester ant), 2074 nucleotides. RefSeq lists its product as uncharacterized. Gene Ontology annotation, molecular function: interleukin-17 receptor activity. Lineage: Eukaryota; Metazoa; Arthropoda; Insecta; Hymenoptera; Formicidae. The record is from RefSeq and is a predicted model, not a curated record.